Molecule: messenger RNA, 1635 nt
Organism: Tetrahymena thermophila SB210
Lineage: Eukaryota; Ciliophora; Oligohymenophorea; Hymenostomatida; Tetrahymenidae
Exons: 2
Source: RefSeq, a predicted model, not a curated record
AUGAUUAAUUCAAAUCCGCAAAACUAUAAACUGAGUUUUUAAGCAUAUGAUGAACUUAUAAAAUCAUCUAGAUCUGUGUCUCCUAAUUCGUCAUUUUUAUCAAAUUAAGAUGAUUUGCUUUAGGAAAGAAAAAUGAGUAGUCAAGCUUAAAUACUCAAAGCAUUUAAUUCAAUAAGAGAUAUGAAUAAUAAAGAAUAAAUAAAUUAAGCAUUGCUUAUGAUUCCAAAUGUUAAAGAUAGAAUUAUGCUAGUAGAAAAGUUAUUGGAAAGACGUGAAUAAAUCGCUAAAGCAAAAGAGAUGCAAGCUAUAAACAAUCUAGCUCCUUUAUUUAACAAAAUCAAACUUAAGUUUUUAAAUUCUCUACAAAAAGCAAAUGCUACAACAAGCGAAAGAAAACAUAAAUUCCAAAAAAAUAUUAGUUAAGGAAUCUAAAACCAAUAAAAUUAGAAUGAAGUAGGACUAAACAAUAUGACUAACUAACAAUAAUAAGGAGAUAUCCAAAUUAACUAAAUAAAAAGCCCAAAUAAAACAGUAGCUCAUAAAAUUUAAAAUGCGAGCCCGAAUACCUCUCCUAAUGUAAACAAAAUUGCUGAUAUACCAAAAGAUGAAGAGAAUAGCAAUUAAAUUUAACAGCAAAAUAAAAAUAUAAUGGGUGCUAUCACUAUAUUUGCUACUCAUGACAUAAAAAUGGAUAAAGAAAAAGAAGAAAUUGAUAAAAAAAUGAAAUAAAAUAAACCUCUUGGAUACCUUUAAAGAGACAACUUCCUUAAAAUGUCUAUAGUAGCUUAAGAAGAUCGUCUAAAAUCUCCAUCAAAAUCUAAUAUGCUUAUAUCAAACACAAGUUAAAAGAGUAACAAUAUUAGUAAUAAUAUAGCCUCAAGUGAGCCCAGCAACACGGGUAACUAAUAAAAAAAAAAAUAGGAAAAAAGUGCACCCCUAACAAAAUCUCUUAAUUUAGGAGAAACAAAUGAAAUAGAUUAUGGCUAAAAAAUGGAAGCUUUAAAAAAGAAAAUGUUUUUAGUCAAUCAUGGAGUAGGUAGACGUGAUUCGCCUUCAUCUAGUUCUAAUAAGCACUCCAGAAAACGAUCUUUAAAUAUUAGUCCUGCAUCAUAAUACAAUUUUCAAAAUUCUGAUUUUGUAAAGGAUGAUGCCAGCUAAAAAUAUUAUUUUAAACCAUAGUUAAAUAGUUUUAGCUAAGCAACUUAGAAUUAUCAAUCUCAAAGCAUUAAUUUUUAAAAUAAUAGUAACCAAUCAAUGCAUUCUCUUAUUAAAAAGCAUCAAAGUAAAUAGCCUUCUUAAAAUAGUUCUAAUAAUGGAGUUUUAUUUGAUUUUAUUCUGGAAUGCGAAUAAAAGAGGUAUUUAUCUAAAAAUAAUUUACCAGGUAUAGAUUAACAAAUAAUUUUAAGGAAACAUCACUCUUCAUAAAGCUCUAUAAAACCUAGCAGUAAGUUAUAGCUAUUUCAAAGCUAAGUAGUUUAAUCAAAGCUGAAUUCAGAAAAUAGCACUCAUCUCCUACAUAAAAUGUAUUAAAUGCAAAGAGAGCAUUCGAUAUCUUCUUUAAAAUUUAACAGUCCGAAAACCAGGUAACAUCAUGUAAAAUCACAGAGUAUUAACAUUUAUAAUCAAGUUGCUUGA